AUGCGCGGCGGCCGGGGCGAGCGCGGCGCGGGCCCGCCCUUCCCCAGGCCGCCCGCGGUGGCCGUCCAGAAGCUGCAGAAGUGGAUGUACAAAGGGCGCCUGCUGUCCCUGGGAACGAGGGGUCGCGCCCGCGGGGCGGCCUCCAAAGCCGCCGGAGCGCCGGCGGCCUCGCCUAGCCUGGGCGCCCUGACGGUGCGUGAAGACCCGAGGAUCACGCUGACAGAUUUAUUUGAAAAUGUCUAUGAGUCUUCAAUGAAAAGAAGAGAACUUAAAGAUCUGAAGGAUAAUAUUGAAUUUAGAGAUCCUAAGCCACUUAACAGCAUCACUGUUUCAAAGAAACGCAAUUGGCUAUAUCAGAGUACUCUGAGAUCUCUUAAUCUGGAAGAAGAAAAUAAGAAAUGCCAAGGCGGAAAUCUGUCCAUCUCAUCCAGGUCUCUGCCUAAACACCGGCUAGCACGGUCUUUCCUCAGAUCAUCUGAGGAACACUGCACAUAUGUCGUGUGUAAUGCUGCCAACUCUUCAUUCUCAAGAAACUGUUCUUUAGAUUUUAAUGAAGAAAACGAUGCAGAUGAUGAAGGAGAAAUUUGGUACAACCCCAUUCCUGAAGAUGAUGAUCUUGGGAUCUCGAGUGCCUUAAGUUUUGGUGAAGCAAACUCUACUGUUCUCAAGCUUCCUGUUGUCAGUGUGAGUGUUUUGUCUGGCAGUGACCUGAUGAGAGCAGAGCCACAUCCUGAAGACGGGAUGGGCUCGUCUGAGCACACGGGUGAUCAUACCACGCGGUCAAAUGAAGCUGAUUCUGUAGAUGCCACCCUUUCCACAGAUUUUGUGCAGCAGUACAAGCAAAGGCCAGGACCCAGGACACAAGAAGGUAUAAUGGUGGACAAUAGCUCCAUGCUAAAAUCUCCUUUUGCAGGUUCUGGGAUCCUCUCUGCUACAAGUAGGACUGAAUUGGGAGUUAUAGAACCAUCUUCUCCAAGCCCUAGUCCUGUGAAAAAAGGCAGUUCAAUUAAUUGGUCUUUGCCAGAUAAAAUAAAAUCUCCACGAACUGUGAGGAAACUUUCCAUGAAAAUGAAAAGGUUGCCAGAAUUUAGCCGAAAGCUGAGUGUUAAGGGAACCUUGAAUUAUAUAAACAGUCCAGAUAAUAGCCCUUUGCCUAAAUGUAACUGUCAAGAAAUUCAUCAUACUGUUAUUCUGCCUUCUGGGAACACAACCACAGCUGCUAAGAGGAAUGUUAUAAGCCGGUACCAUCUUGAUACCAGUGUAUCUUCUCAGCACAGCUACCAGAAGAAAACCUCUGUGAGUUCUAAGUAUUCUUGCAAAGGUGGUUACCUCAGUGAUGGAGACUCACCUGAACUUAUAACUAAAGCUAACAAACAUGGAUCUGAAAACAAGUUUGGAAAAGGAAAAGAAAUCAUUUCGAAUAAUUGUAGCAAGAAUGAAAUAGACAUUGAUGCUUUUAGGCAUUAUAGCUUUUCUGAUCAACCUAAAUGUUCACAGUACAUCUCUGGACUCAUGAGUGUGCAUUUCUAUGGUGCUGAGGAUUUAAAACCACCCCGGAUAGAUUCAAAAGAUGUCUUUUGUGCAAUUCAGGUCGAUUCAGUAAACAAAGCAAGAACAGCUUUGCUCACAUGUCGGACAACAUUUUUAGACAUGGAUCACACUUUUAACAUAGAAAUUGAAAAUGCACAACAUUUGAAAUUAGUAGUAUUCAGUUGGGAACCCACGCCAAGAAAAAAUCGAGUUUGUUGUCAUGGAACUGUUGUUCUCCCCACCCUAUUCAGAGUGACAAAAACACAUCAGUUGGCUGUCAAACUUGAACCCAGAGGUCUUAUUUAUGUGAAAGUGACUCUUAUGGAACAGUGGGAGAACUCUCUUCAUGGACUAGAUACAAGUCGAGAACCAGUAAUAUUUGGAGUUGAUAUUCGAAAAGUUGUAGAGAAAGAAGAUACAGCACUGAUGGUGCCACUCCUGAUACAGAAAUGUAUUACGGAAAUUGAAAAGAGGGGCUGUCAGGUAGUAGGCCUGUAUCGAUUAUGUGGUUCGGCAGCAGUCAAGAAAGAACUUCGAGAGGCUUUUGAGAGGGAUAGCAAAGCUGUUGGUCUGUGUGAAAACCAGUACCCAGAUAUAAAUGUAAUAACAGGUGUUCUUAAGGAUUAUUUAAGAGAACUUCCUUCCCCUCUGAUAACAAAGCAGCUUUAUGAGGCUGUAUUAGAUGCAAUGGCAAGAAGUCCUUUGAAAAUGUCAUCAAGUGGUUGUGAGAAUGACUCCGGUGACUCUAAGUACACUGUUGACCUGCUGGAUUGUCUGCCUGAGAUUGAGAAGGCAACCCUAAAGAUGUUAUUGGAUCAUUUGAAAUUGGUGGCUUCUUAUCAUGAAGUGAAUAAGAUGACCUGCCAGAACUUGGCUGUGUGCUUUGGACCAGUAUUAUUAAGUCAGAAGCAAGAGACUUCCAGCCAUAACAACAGAGUCUUUACUGAUUCAGAAGAACUUGCAAGUGCUUUGGAUUUUAAAAAACAUAUUGAAGUUCUUCAUUACUUACUCCAACUCUGGCCAGUGCAACGUUUAACUCUCAAAGAAUCAACAGACGAUUUGUUUCCAGAGCAGAAGUCCUCUCUGAAUUACUUGAGGCGGAAGAAGGAACGGCCUUGCAUGUUAAAUUUGAGUGGUACUGAUUCAUCAGUACUGAGGCCAAGGCAAACCAGACUCGACAGUCCACUUAGUAAUCGUUACGCAGGAGACUGGAGCAGCUGUGGAGAAAACUACAUUUUAAAUACAAAAGAAAAUUUAAAUGAUGUGGAUUAUGAUGACGUCCCUUCAGAAGACAGAGAAAAUGGAGAAAAUUAUGGCAAAGUAGAUGGAUCAGAAGUAAUAAUUGAACAGCCAAUUCCUCUCUCUAAAGAGUGCACAUUUCAGACAUAUUUGACAAUGCAGACAAUUGAGUCUACAGUGGAUCGAAAAGUCAAUCUCAGAGAUCUACAAGAAAGUAUUGAUACUCUGAUUGGAAAUCUGGAGCGUGAGCUCAACAAAAACAAGCUUAAUAUGAGUAUUUGAGAUUUAGGACCUUUAUUUGGUUUUUCAUAAUGUCUUAAAGUUUCAAAUCCGUCUUCCUUUCUAAAUUUUU
This is a messenger RNA of Carlito syrichta (Philippine tarsier), 3121 nucleotides long. It is a transcript of the gene SYDE2, whose product is annotated as synapse defective Rho GTPase homolog 2. Gene Ontology annotation, biological process: signal transduction. The coding region runs from base 1 to 3051 and encodes 1016 amino acids. The transcript is spliced from 7 exons. The record is from RefSeq and is a predicted model, not a curated record. Lineage: Eukaryota; Metazoa; Chordata; Mammalia; Primates; Tarsiidae.